UGUCUUGUGUCGUCAACGCAUGGUGGUCGUUUUCUAAUUUUCUGGUUAGAGAAUGGAUUUUUCAGACGAUGACGAAGAACUUAAUGUUCCCCAGGUGAAGAGGGCGAUUGUUUAUGGGAGCUUAGAGGAGAAGGAAAAGCUUAGACUUGCAGCUAAUAGUUCAUCUGGCUCCUUAGCUUCAGAUGCUAUAAAAGCCGGCAAAGCUGCAGGUAAUAUCAACAUCACAGAAGGAGGUUCUUACGAUAUUGCAGAGAGGGACCCAAACGAAGGACAAGAGGAAUUGAUAGCUACACUUGAGAAAAGGAAGAAAGCAAGACAGAUCCAGGUGUCGACAGACGACUUUGAAGUUAAGGCUAAUCUCAGACAACUAGGAGAGCCGAUAUGUUUGUUUGGAGAAGGUCCAGCUGAGAGAAGAGAGCGUCUCAGAAGAACCUUAGCUGAAUUAGGAUCCGAAGCCACAGGGGCGAUAUUAAGGAAGGGAGAACAGUCAUCUGAAAAGAAAACAAAAGAAGAAGAGAAUGUGACGUGGUAUCAUGAAGGUACUUCUGCACUUAAAGAGGCAAGGAUAUGGAUUGCAAAAUAUUCUAUUCCACGGGCAAAAGAAAGAAUAAAACAACAAAAAGAAGAGAAACUCUUACCAACAGCCAAGAAAAAUGCUCAGCUUCAAGACCUCCACAAGAGAGUUCGAGCGGUCACCAAUGAAUGCAGUCAGAUUGGAGAUGUCAGACCUCUUUCAUAUUGUGAAUUUAGUCCAAAUGGUAAAAUCCUUGCUGUAGCUUCAUGGUCUGGUUUGUGUAAGCUAUGGUCAGUUCCUGAUUGUCAGCUUAUCAGACAGCUAAGGGGACAUAACUGCAAUGUAGGCGCCAUUGUAUUCCAUCCGAAAGCUACAUUGACAAUGGAGGAUAAUGCAUGCUGCAUGGCCUCCUGUAGUCAAGACGGAGCAGUUAAACUUUGGAACCUCGUCAGCGAUGAGCCGGUGGCAGACAUUGAGGGCCACAGUCCAUACAGAGUGUCCCACUUGAAGUAUCACCCCUCGGGUCGAUUCCUUGGGACCUGCUGUUUUGACAACUCUUGGAGACUGUGGGAUUUAGAAGUCCAAGAAGAAAUUCUUCAUCAGGAAGGGCACAGUAAGCCAGUUUAUGACAUUGCCUUCCAAGGUGAUGGUGCCUUAGCAGCAACAGGAGGUCUAGAUGCAUUUGGAAGAGUGUGGGAUCUUAGGACGGGGAGAUGCAUCAUGUUUCUGGAGGGGCAUAUUCAAUCUGUAUUUUCCAUUGACUUUGCAGCUGACGGAUAUCAUGUUGCAACAGGGAGUGAGGAUAACUCGGUGAAAAUCUGGGACUUAAGGCAAAGGAAGUGCAUGUACACUAUUCCUGCUCAUAAAAAUUUAGUGAGCAAAGUGAAAUUCCAACCAAAUCAUGGUAACUAUUUAGUGAGUGCAUCCUAUGAUUGUACAGCAAAGAUCUGGGCUCAUCCAACAUGGGCUCCAUUGAAAACGCUGGCUGGACAUGAGGGGAAAGUAAUGGGAACAGACAUUUCUCCUGACCUGAAGUACAUCGCUACAGUGUCAUAUGACAGAACUUUUAAGUUGUGGACCACAGAAAUGCAGGGUGGAAUUUAACUUUGGCUAUUCAUUGAACCAAUCACAUCAGUUGUUGUUCAAAAGUACCACGUUUAUAUUACUGAAAUCAUUGUUAUAUAUGCCAUGCAAGAUCAUAUUCAUACAUGUUUCAUAGCAUUUUCAUAAAAAAAAAAUUACUAAUAAAAUGAUAUUUUAAAAAGA
This is a messenger RNA of Magallana angulata, 1780 nucleotides long. Its product is annotated as U4/U6 small nuclear ribonucleoprotein Prp4-like. Gene Ontology annotation, molecular function: U6 snRNA binding; protein binding; U4 snRNA binding. Gene Ontology annotation, biological process: mRNA splicing, via spliceosome. Lineage: Eukaryota; Metazoa; Mollusca; Bivalvia; Ostreida; Ostreidae. Bases 53 to 1618 code for a protein of 521 amino acids. The transcript has 2 exons. The record is from RefSeq and is a predicted model, not a curated record. Gene Ontology annotation, cellular component: U4/U6 x U5 tri-snRNP complex.